GUACCCGGUGACGUAAUCAGUUGCGCAUGUGUCCAGAUUCAGGUUCUGCACGCCAUUGUGGAAAAUAGUUACUUACACAUUAUUGACUCUUAAGCCUGAGCUAGAAUUCCUAGUUGACUUCCCCGAGUAUAAUAACUGAAGAAGAAACUGUCCCACAAUGGCUACGGACUCCUGGGCUGAGGCAGUGGACAAGCAAGAAGCUGCGUUGGACUCGAUGGGAAAACUUCAAUUAAAAGAGAAGCCAGAAGAAAAUGGCACGACCGCAAACGCAAACGCAAAAGACUCAGCACCUGCAAAGUCAGAAGGAGAGAAGGCGGCAGAUGAUGACGAAAUUGAGGACGUAGGGGCACAGUCUUUGUUAAACAAACUGAUUCGAAAUAAUCUGGUCAAUACAACAAAUCAAGUGGAAGUUCUUCAGAAGGAUCCGAACUCUCCGCUUUACUCCGUCAAGUCUUUUGAAGAAUUAAGGCUUAAACCACAGCUGCUUCAGGGAGUGUAUGGUAUGGGUUUCAAUCGGCCAUCAAAAAUCCAGGAAACUGCCUUACCGAUGAUGCUGGCUGAACCUCCACAGAAUCUGAUUGCUCAGUCUCAGUCAGGAACAGGGAAAACGGCGGCCUUUGUUUUGGCUAUGCUCAGCCAUGUCGAUCCCAACAACAAAUACCCCCAGUGCUUGUGCGUGUCACCCACCUAUGAGCUGGCGCUUCAGACUGGCAAAGUGAUUGAACAGAUGGGCAAAUAUUACCCUGAAGUCAAACUAGUCUACGCCAUUAGAGGAAAUAAAUUGCAGCGGGGCAUGAAACUGCAGGAACAGAUAGUUAUUGGCACACCUGGUACCAUGUUGGACUGGUGCAGUAAAUUCAAGUUUAUUGAUCCCAAGAAAAUUAAGGUGUUUGUGCUUGACGAGGCUGAUGUUAUGAUCGCCACGCAGGGUCACCAGGACCAGAGUAUACGCAUCCAGAGGAUGCUGCCCAAAAACUGCCAGAUGUUGCUGUUCUCAGCCACAUUUGAAGAGUCGGUGUGGAACUUUGCUCAGCGCAUUGUGCCUGAUCCCAACAUAAUCAAGCUGAAGAGAGAGGAGGAAACACUGGACACCAUUAAACAGUACUAUGUGUUGUGUAACAGCAAAGAAGAAAAAUUCCAGGCUCUCUCUAACAUCUACGGCGCCAUCACCAUCGCUCAGGCCAUGAUCUUCUGCCAUACAAGGAAGACGGCAGGCUGGCUGGCAGGGGAGCUGUCCAGAGAAGGCCACCAGGUAGCGCUGCUUAGUGGAGAAAUGCAAGUGGAGCAGAGGGCUGCAGUCAUUGAACGCUUUAGAGAUGGAAAGGAGAAGGUCCUGGUCACCACAAAUGUUUGCGCUCGAGGUAUUGAUGUAGAGCAGGUUUCUGUGGUGAUCAACUUCGACCUGCCAAUUGACAAGGAUGGUAACCCUGACAACGAGACAUACCUGCACAGGAUUGGCCGCACAGGUCGAUUUGGGAAAAGGGGACUGGCCAUUAAUAUGGUGGACAGCAAGAUGAGCAUGAACAUCCUCUACAGGAUCCAGGAGCACUUCAAUAAAAAAAUUGAAAAACUGGACACUGAUGAUCUGGAUGAAAUUGAGAAAAUUGCCAGCUAAGAAGGUGUGUUCACGCGACGGACGCUCGCUUCCCUCCCCCACGUCUUUGCUCUCCAAGGACUGUACGCUCCUACAAUUUUAUUGCUUUUAUUAUUUUUUUUUAGCUGUCGGAGAAAAGAGCAAAACCACACACAGCAUAUGUUUACAUGUGGAUAUGUCUCCUCUCAGACACGUUUUGUAAGUCUCUGAUACAUACCCUAUUUCACUCUUUGUACUCCUUUAAAUAAAGUGUAUGAGUUUAA
Messenger RNA from Maylandia zebra (zebra mbuna), 1857 nucleotides. RefSeq names its product DEAD-box helicase 19b (gene ddx19b). Gene Ontology annotation, molecular function: nucleic acid binding; RNA helicase activity; ATP binding. NCBI's taxonomy places the organism in Eukaryota, Metazoa, Chordata, Actinopteri, Cichliformes, Cichlidae. The record is from RefSeq and is a predicted model, not a curated record.